CUAUGCCACUCUGUCAGCUGUGUCUUUCAUUCAGGAAGGGCCGGGGGCUGGCAGGGUACCUGUGCUUCUCUCCCCUGGAAGGCUUUCUACGUGGCUGACCUGUUCCCUGCAGUGCCCGCUGCCCUCCUUCCCAGCACUUGGCAGCCAUAGGAUGCAGAGGGAGGCUGACGGGGUCCCUGGGGGGCUCUCAGUAGCCACCACCAGGCUCCCAGGGGUGCCUGAGCGGAGCAGGAGGCAACAGGUUGGCUCGACUCACAGGCAGCCUUGUGGGAGCCAGGUGAACCCGUCACGGCAGUCCCGACCUCACCCUGUCCCAGUCCCUCAGCCGGUGGAGAAGACCUCCCCCACGUGCCCCAAGUGUGACAAGAGCUUCAGGGAUCAGACUGCACUGGCCGCCCACGAGCGAUGCCACACAGGCGAGAGGCCCUUCACGUGUGCCAACUGUGGCGAGAGCUUCAGCCAGAAGGGCUCCCUGAUCACCUACCAGCGCUUCCCCACGGGCGAGCGUCCCUUUGCCUGCACCAUCUGCGACAAAUCUUCCACCAGAAGGUGCACCUGA
Cuculus canorus (common cuckoo) is the source of this 559-nucleotide messenger RNA. Its product is annotated as replication initiator 1-like. Lineage: Eukaryota; Metazoa; Chordata; Aves; Cuculiformes; Cuculidae. The record is from RefSeq and is a predicted model, not a curated record. Gene Ontology annotation, molecular function: RNA polymerase II cis-regulatory region sequence-specific DNA binding; DNA-binding transcription factor activity, RNA polymerase II-specific. Gene Ontology annotation, biological process: regulation of transcription by RNA polymerase II. Bases 152 to 559 code for a protein of 135 amino acids. The transcript has a single exon.